Coccinella septempunctata (seven-spotted ladybird) is the source of this 2114-nucleotide messenger RNA. RefSeq names its product protein N-terminal glutamine amidohydrolase (gene tun). The transcript has 5 exons. Gene Ontology annotation, molecular function: protein-N-terminal glutamine amidohydrolase activity; protein-N-terminal asparagine amidohydrolase activity. The record is from RefSeq and is a predicted model, not a curated record. Bases 174 to 743 code for a protein of 189 amino acids. NCBI's taxonomy places the organism in Eukaryota, Metazoa, Arthropoda, Insecta, Coleoptera, Coccinellidae. Gene Ontology annotation, cellular component: cytosol; nucleus.
GGAAUCGUACAGUUUUUCCACAUUGUCCGACUAUCGAUUUUUCGCGGCAACAAACACUCGGACAGCGUGCAUGUUUAAAAGGCAUUCUAAAUUAUGUAGAAUAACUCAAUAUUUUUCAUAAUCAGUAUACAAUCGCACGUUCCGAGGGCGACACUCCUAACGGGUCGAAAAACAUGGAAAGGUUCGCGACCUUUUCAAAACAGAACGAGGAGAACGUGUUCAAGUUGUGCGAAGACGUGACCAGGAGGUAUCCCGGAGAAAUACAGAAUUGUUCAGUUGUUUUCGUGUCGAAUGCGAGGAGGAAGGUUCCGUUGUGGAAGCAGAGGGCUGGGAAGGAUGAGGAUAAGCUAGUUAUCUGGGACUACCACGUGAUAUUUCUUUACCAUCCAGAGCCUCAGAGAUGUUUGGUCUAUGAUCUAGAUUCCGACCUACCAUUUCCGACCUAUGUGCACAAGUACAUCACAGAAACAUUCCGUACCGACCAUAUAUUGAAAUCUGAUUAUUUCAGAUUUUUCAGAGUAGUUCCAGCCAAAGAAUUCCUGAAUGAUUUUUCAUCUGACAGGAGGCACAUGAAGAGACCUGACGGUACCUGGAUUAAGCCGCCACCAAGUUAUUCGCCAAUCACGAAUUCAAAUAACCCACAUAAUUUAGAAGAUUUCAUUCAAAUGGAUCCAGCUAAGGGACCAGGCGAGGUCCUCAGCUUGACUCAAUUCGUUCAAAGGUUCUACAAACCUGCUACAUAAAUUAUGGAAGCAAAGACCCUCAAGAGGAACCAAGUCAAUUGGAUAAAUACGCUUAGUCUUUGCGUACAUCAUAUGCCUACGUUUCUGACCAUUGCUCUCUGAAAGCUUGGUAUGCAACGAUAAAAAUAUUUUCAAUGUUGUCCACCUAUUCCGGAUUUGUUGUCACUUCUUCGUGUGAUGGUAUUUUGCAAGGGUUGGAUCUGGUUGGGGAUUCAACUGUGAAUGAUUAUUGUCGUGUGUUCUUUGUACUGAUUCGUCACAUGCUCUGAAGUGUACUUUAUUCACUAAAAACUUACCUUAAUUUUCACUCUGAGCUGAUAAACUCAAAACAAGUACAAUACACAACCUAAAUAAUCACUGAUGAAGUUGUUGCGAUGUAUUGGCAAAUUUUUCUUGAAGUUUGAUCGAGUAUGGUGAAAAAUACCUCAGCUAUAAUUUUAAAUGCACUCCUCUAUCCUCCUCAAGUAAAAAAAGUCAAGUCCUUUUGAGUAAAGCUUGCAAGUUCUUGUUGCACAUAAUAAUCUUGUAACAGUAUUCAAAAAAAUUACAACUCUUUAAAUUUUACAGUAAUAGAGUUAAUGGAUUAUAUAAAUAUAUAUAAAAUCAAUGUUGAAUUUGAAUACAUUAUACUUAUAUCUUUGAAUAAUAAUAAUGUCUAUUCAAUGACCAUUUGAUUUAAAUGUGAUAUUUUCUUUAGUGUCAUUCAAAUAAUUCGAAUGAAGAAAUAAUUAUAUUGCAGUAUGUUACCUAGAUUGUUUUUAUACAAUUUUAAAUAUCAGUUAUCUAUUGUUUGAUAGUUUUUGGAUGUCAACGAUUAAUAAAUUAUAUGCGUGUAUAUUAUUGUGAUAAACUGAAUUUUCUAUCUAUUUAUCUACUUUAGAAACCAAGUCAUGGACCAACAAUACAGCUUGGUGAAUAUGUCGAGACCAUAAUUAAAGAAUUCUUCUAAGUAUAUUCUUUGUAUUUAUUACUUAGACUCCAAUGAAAUGAUUCUUAUAAAAAAUUUUCAACAAAUCCUGUGUUUCCAUCUCAUUAAAUAAAGUAAAGUUGAAGAGACCAAAAUCGAUCUCUGUAAAAGAAAGCUGUUUAACUUAUUAUGCUUCCCCUGUCUUAAACAAUAUUGCCUUGAAAUGUACUUUGCUAAAUUUGGGGGAGUAAAUAUGUAUAAGGGUAUAAAUAAGCAUGAAAAUUGUUCUCGUAUUAUAAACCUCGUUGGCCUAAAACAUUCUAUGUAAAAUUAUAUAACUUGAAGAUUACAUUUGUUACUUCCAUUCUUAUACCAGAAUGGUCCAUGUAUGGUUAAGAAAAAUUUCAAGAAGUACUUUUUCGCAAGUUGUUUUCCAGAUGUCAAUAAAGAUAUAUUUGCUCUUA